Volvox carteri f. nagariensis is the source of this 1062-nucleotide messenger RNA. RefSeq lists its product as uncharacterized. NCBI's taxonomy places the organism in Eukaryota, Viridiplantae, Chlorophyta, Chlorophyceae, Chlamydomonadales, Volvocaceae. The coding region runs from base 211 to 1062 and encodes 283 amino acids. The record is from RefSeq and is a predicted model, not a curated record. The transcript is spliced from 8 exons.
GCGGCUGGCAGAGGUUAAGGCCUGACUUCUGCUCCCAGUUGACCCAGUCGACCCGGGUUCAAAUCCGCCUGCCGGCUCCUCGGGUGUUUGAGGAGUGAUGAAAUGGGAGGUGGCCCCCCAUCUUAUGGACGGUGUAGGACGUGAUAAUAUCAACUUGCGAGCUGACCAGGAACUAAGUUGAUGCGCCGUUGAUCCGCUAGAUUUGGUUGGAUGCUGGUGGCUAUAGCACGUAUCCCUGCGGCGGCGGUGGGGAUGCCCUAUGGCCCCGCCGCUGACACGGUACAUUCAUCAGCUGUGGGAGCGGCCGUCUGGUCCCAUGCCGCCCGUACGGCCGUACGACACCGCCAUACUCAGCGUCUCAGUCCUUGCCGUGCGACGCUGGACACGCCGGAGAUUUCGGAGCUGGUGCAAAAGAUGUUGGCCGCGCGCCCUCCCCCAACUGACCGGGAGAACUUGUCCAAGUGCCUGAGCUUGAUCGAGGAAAUCAACGCCAAGGACCCUUCAAAGGUGGAGUACGGCGGCCAACGGUAUCCGUACCGUGUCCUGUUUGGCACCUGGCUGGCGGGCUGGGUUGAGAAGUUGGACCCGGGGGCGCCCGACGAGCUGUUCAUCCUGGCCAGGGGAUACAUUGAGGCCUCCCAGAAGCUGGUGGAAGACUUCAUGCUCAACAGGGACCUGCCCGACCCACGGGAUGUACGACUGUACGACGUGACUGGUCCCAUGGGCAUUAUAAACUUCAGGUUGUUGGAGUUGUUGUUGAUGGUUCAGACGCUUCGGGAUGCUGAGGCGCUGGUGUUCCUGGAACACACAUUCCCCCGGAUGUUCGAGGAGCUCCCCGCGGACGAGGUGCUGACAGCCGUGAAGCGCGAGCUCGUGGGCGUGUCCAAGAAGUGUCUGGCGACUGCUCUGCAGCUCCCCUGGAGUCCGCUGCAGCGGAAGCUGCUGGGUCGCGCCCUGCCCGCCCCCCCCGGCCUGGGCGGUGUGCUGCGGGAGUUGGAGGGGGUGGCGGCGGCGUCCACCCACCCGGGGGACUGGAGGUACCGAGACUUCGACUACGAGUAG